Molecule: messenger RNA, 2301 nt
Organism: Gekko japonicus
Lineage: Eukaryota; Metazoa; Chordata; Lepidosauria; Squamata; Gekkonidae
Gene: AIFM2
Product: apoptosis inducing factor, mitochondria associated 2
Exons: 9
Coding region: 113-1234 (373 amino acids)
Biological process (GO): apoptotic mitochondrial changes; positive regulation of apoptotic process
Cellular component (GO): cytoplasm; mitochondrion
Molecular function (GO): electron-transferring-flavoprotein dehydrogenase activity; flavin adenine dinucleotide binding
Source: RefSeq, a predicted model, not a curated record
AGAAGAAGCGCGUGGUGUUCUCCUACUGUGCAGCCGCCAGCUGGCGAGGAGAACGGCGAGUCAUUAGCUGGCGGUUCUGCUGUAGUCUGCUGAAAAAGCUGUGUGGUUUGCGAUGGGGUCCAAACUCUCUGUGGAUGAUUCGGUUCGUGUCCUGAUCGUUGGAGGAGGCUUUGGUGGCAUUGCCGCUGCCAGUCAACUGAAAUCUUGGGGGGUCCCUUUUAUUCUUGUGGAUAUGAGAGAUGCUUUCCACCACAAUGUUGCUGCCCUCCGGGCCUCCAUCGACAGCGGGUUUGCACCAAAAACCUUCAUCUCCUAUUCUGUAACAUUUGGAGACAGUUUCCGGCAAGCCAAAGUGGCUAGCAUUAACUUGGAAAAACAGCACGUACUGCUGCAUGAUGGUGAAGAACUCUCCUUUUCUCAUCUUAUCCUUGCCACAGGGAGUGACGGAUCUUUCCCUGGGAAAUUUAACCGUAUUGUUGACAGGCAGUCAGCCAUUCAGACCUAUGAGGACAUGGUCAAGGAGGUUCAGGAAGCUCCUCGCUUAGUUGUUGUGGGUGGUGGUGCAGCUGGUGUCGAGAUGGCAGCAGAGAUUAAGACGGAGUAUCCCACCAAAGAGGUCACACUUAUUCAUUCAAAAAUUGCAUUGGCGGAUGUAGAACUCCUCCCUAGUGUUCGGCAGAAGGUGAAGGAGAUUCUUAUCCAGAAGGGAGUACAUAUCUUGUUGAGUGAGAGAGUUUCCAAUCUGGCUAUGCUGACUUUAAACCAAUUCAAGGAGAAUAUGACAGUGAAGACUGACAAAGGCACAGAGAUUGCUACUGACAUGGUUAUUCUCUGCACUGGAAUAAAGGUCAAUUCAUCAGCAUACUGCAGCACAUUCUCUGACAAGAUGGCAAGUGAUGGUGCUUUGAAGGUGAAUGAACACCUCCAGGUGGAAGGAUAUGAUAAUGUCUAUGCCAUUGGUGACUGUGCUCAUGUCAAGGAGCCAAAGAUGGCAUACCAUGCUGGGCUUCAUGCAAAUAUUGUGGUGACCAACAUUAUCAACAGCCUGACACAAAAACCUCUGAAAACCUACAAGCCAGGUUCACUUACCUUCCUGCUUUCAAUGGGAAAGAAUGAUGGAGUGGGUCAAAUUAAUGGCUACUAUGUGGGAUGUUUUAUAGUGACUCUCAUCAAAAGCAGGGAUCUUUUCGUCUCAAAGAGUUGGAAGGAGAUGGGACAAAGAAUGCCUUGCUAAAAUGCAAAGGAUGGGGUGCUGCUGAGAGAAAAAUGAGAGAACAAAUGGUGCCAAAAGGAGUAUAUUAUUGAAGAACAUUGAGGGGAUGAGGCCAGGGUAUUGUUUUUUUUUUAAAGGAAAUGCGCUUUGCUCUUUGGUAGGUCUCUCUUGUUUGAUUGGGCUUAGAAAGUGCAUUUUCUUAGAGGCUCUGGGAUUUAUUUUUACUAUAUAGUUCAUGGGCCAAUAUGAAUGUUGUAAAAAGCGGAAUGAUUUUUUUUAGUGAUUUAAAAGCAAGCAGCAAACCAUGAGCUAAGUAGGAAUGAUGUUCAUCCCACAUGGAGAUUGUGUUUAAUAUUUUGUGGCACAUUGGUCCUGUGUUUCCUGUUUUCUGUGUUGGCCCGAAUCUAGCUGUUCUCAAUGGAAGUGGUUUGCCAUGAUAUAAUGUAUUUGUAUAAUUAGUUCUUCCUCCAUGAGGUACCCCCAAACAUGCUGGUUUCUAUAAUGUAUGAAACCAUCCAUUCUUUUAAAGCAGUUUUAUUCUUUGUUUCUGUGAUGCCAAAAAUGUGUAUCUGUUGAUUACUUUUUAUUUUAGGGAGAAAGUUAUUACUGAAAAAGUUCUAAACCUUGCAGUAAAGGAUUACCCAUUUGUUGAUAAAAAAAGGAAUCAUGAUGAACUAUUCCCAGAAAUCAUGGGGUAGGGCACUCCAGUGAGUUCUCUUUAAUAUUUUAAGAUGCUGUAUAGGCACAGAUUGUGAUCCAACAGUGAGAAAAGGGCAUUAUAAUAAGAAUGUUCUUUGGCAACCUUGGCCAUUGUUCUGUGAAAUAUCUAAAACAAGAAUACUGCCAAACUUCCAGGUGCAAUUGCCUGAACGCACAUGUUGCAGACUUUAGCCUAAAAUGAGACAUGCAAAGCUUGUAAAAGUGCUGAGAAAUUCUUACUUGAAAGUACGUUCUCUGGAAAAUAAUUGCUCCAAUCCAGCUAAACUUGGCCACCAAAAAUAUUUGUUUAUUUGGCUCUUAUGGAUCCCUACGUUUUGUUCAAGGUGACAGAAGCUUUUGAUAAAGUUCCUCAUCAAAGGCUCCUAAGU